Molecule: messenger RNA, 1607 nt
Organism: Selaginella moellendorffii
Lineage: Eukaryota; Viridiplantae; Streptophyta; Lycopodiopsida; Selaginellales; Selaginellaceae
Exons: 9
Coding region: 99-1565 (488 amino acids)
Biological process (GO): carbohydrate metabolic process
Molecular function (GO): hydrolase activity, hydrolyzing O-glycosyl compounds
Source: RefSeq, a predicted model, not a curated record
UCGGAGUCCAUACAAAUGGAAAGCCCGCGACAUCGCGGUCGUGGGGCAGGAUUGCUCGUUCAUGCCCGAUAGUUUCAUGGGAGUGAACGUAAGCUCCUAUGGUGGGCGACUCUAUCUCAAGUCACUAUACAGGCAGUAUGCUGAGUGGGGCGUCGAUUUCAGUACACACGAUUUCCCUUCACACUGAUUCACAAACUAAAGCUAAGGCUUGUAAGUUCGUCUUGUUCAGCUGGUUUGGAAGAACUAACCGAUGCAUGGCAGUUAAGCACGACUGCGCUUUUGGUGAAAGGGACCUCCAUUUGGAAGAGCUCGUGGCUGUAUCUGAGGCUAUCCUUCAUACCGGUCGUCAGAUUGUUUACUCAAUUGCACCCGGCGAAAACGCAACGCCUGUCAUGGCUGCUGCGAUAGCCAACAUGACCAACUUGUAUCGUGUGUCAGCACAUAUUUGGGAUACAUGGGUGGAGUUGGAACCGGCCUUUAACAUCGCGAGGGAUUUUGCGGCUUCUGGCCUUGUUGGAGCGAGUGGUCUCGGUGGUGGUCGUUCGUGGCCAGACCUGGAUGUUCUUCCUUUUGGCUGGCUCACCGAUGGAGACACAGAUAAUGGACCUUAUCGGUCAUCAAGACUUACCGAUUCGGAAAUGAAAACACAGAUGACGCUGUGGGGCAUGGCAAGAUCUCCGUUGAUGUUUGGUGGAGAUAUGCGGCACCUAGACCAAACAACACUUGAUGUUCUUACGAAUCCCACUGUUCUUGAAAUUAACUCGAAUAGCUUUGGAAAUACAGAGAUAUUGCGAUUUGCAACUGACACAAUUAAAGUAGCUGAAUGUGGUGGCUCGAAUCAUACCAGAUGGAACACCUCACACAAUAGUUCUCAAAUAUGCUGGAGACGAAAGAACAACUCUGAAGGCUGCUACAAGUGGAUACCACACGCCAACAGGACGAACACCGGCCAUAACCUUGGUCGAGUUUUUGACACCAACAAGACAUGCCUUGAUGCCAAGGCGAGUCAUGGGAAAAAUCGAAGCGAGCACUUUUCACCUUGUCGCGACCAUCCUAGCCAGACAUGGAAGCUCACACCAUCCGGCGAUCUUGUGAACGAUCACCUGGGAAGAUGCGCGAUCAGUGUGAGCGAGGACGAUUUGACACGGAUAUGGGUUUCCUAUGGGCACUCAGGAGAGGUCUAUGUUGCCUUCUUCAAUGCUAGCCCGAAGAAGACCCAAAUGUCCAUCACGCUCGAGGAGCUCCUGGACGAGUUCUACACGUCCCUGGCGGUAGCGAACAGCAGCUCGGUGAUCUUCAACGCGCACAACAAAACGAGAUGGCGGUGCCUGGGCGAGGAAGUAUGGAGUGGCAAGAGGGUGGAAGAGACGCACUCCAUAUCUUUCAGGGUGGACGGCCAUGGAUGUGCGCUCUUUGUCCUCUCGUGCAACUACAACCUUCGCGGCAGGAAUAUGAAGACUCUGUCCAGGGUGCUCCUUGCGUCUUUUGUGGGGAUUGUUGUCAUCCUCACGCUUGUCAACCUUGUGAGGUAUUGCUGGUUGAGCCAGCACAAGCAUAGGAAAUAAGCAAAAAGUUUAAACAUUUUGCCAUAGAAGAAGGCACACACA